Messenger RNA from Parnassius apollo (apollo), 351 nucleotides. The record is from the annotation of a GenBank genome assembly. Lineage: Eukaryota; Metazoa; Arthropoda; Insecta; Lepidoptera; Papilionidae.
AUGCUUGCCUCUCUUGGAAAAAAUCCAACUGAAGAAUAUUUAGAGAAUAUGAUGAAUGAGGCACCUGGUCCUAUUAAUUUUACCAUGUUCCUUACACUCUUUGGUGAGCGUCUGCAAGGUACAGAUCCUGAGGAUGUUAUUAAGAAUGCAUUUGGAUGUUUUGAUGAAGAAAACAAUGGUGUAAUUGCUGAGGAUCGGCUGCGUGAAUUACUCACCACUAUGGGCGACAGAUUCACUGAUGAUGAUGUUGAUGAAAUGCUUCGUGAGGCACCAAUACGUGACGGUCUGUUUGACUAUGUUGAAUUUACACGCAUUCUAAAACAUGGUGCCAAAGAUAAAGAUGAGCAGUAA